AUGGAGGUGGAGGCGACGCCCACGACGGCCGUGUCGUCUUCCGUCGGGGCCGCACAGCUGCCGCCGCCCGGCCCGCCCGCCAAGAAGAAGCGUGCCCUCCCCGGCAUGCCAGAUCCUGACGCGGAGGUGAUCGCGCUGUCGCCCAAGACGCUGCUGGCGACGAACCGGUUCGUGUGCGAGAUCUGCAAGAAGGGGUUCCAGCGGGACCAGAACCUGCAGCUUCACCGGCGGGGCCACAACCUCCCGUGGAAGCUGCGGCAGCGGAGCGGCAAGGAGGCCCGGAAGCGGGUGUACGUGUGCCCGGAGCCCAGCUGCGUGCACCACGACCCGUCGCGCGCGCUCGGCGACCUCACCGGGAUCAAGAAGCACUUCUGCCGCAAGCACGGCGAGAAGAAGUGGAAGUGCGACAAGUGCUCCAAGAAGUACGCCGUGCAGUCGGACUGGAAGGCGCACGUCAAGACCUGCGGCUCCCGCGAGUACCGCUGCGAUUGCGGCACCCUCUUCUCCCGGAGGGACAGCUUCAUCACCCACCGCGCCUUCUGCGACGCGCUCGCCGAGGAGAGCGCCAAGGCGCCGGCGGAGGCGCCUCCCGCGGAGGAUGGGAGCUCGGCAGCCGCCGUGGUUCCGCCACCGGCGCCCCCUCCCCCGCCCGCGCCGGCGCCAGUGAGGCAGCAACCUCCCCCGCCCGCGCCGCAUCAUGCGGAGCAACGUAAUGAACCGAAGACCAAUGCCACUGAGCCCGUUCAGUUUGCGCCACGGCCACGGCCACGGCCACCGCCGCAGGUGCCGGUGCUUUCGCAAACUUCGGUGAGCGCCGGCAGCAGCAGCAGCGUCGCGGGGACGUCUCAGAGCCUGCUCGGUGGUAUGUUCGCACCGUCGUCGAUGGCCUCAGCGCCACAGUUCCCGGACCUCGUCGGCGGGGUUGGCCGCCCGGAGCGCGCCCUACCCGCCAAGCCCCCGUCGCUGUGCCUCGCCACGGACGCAUCGUCGUCGAUCUUCUCGGCACCCGUAUCCGCCGAGCGACAGCAGUUCGCGCCGCCGCCGCCUCCGUCUCCGUCCCCGUCCCCGUCCCCGCACAUGUCCGCCACCGCGUUGCUACAGAAGGCCGCGCAGAUGGGCGCCACCUCGUCGAGCUCCUCGUUCCUCCGCGGUCUGGGCCUGGACUCCUCGUCAUCUCCGGGGGCAUCGUCGUCAGGCCAGCAGCACCACCAGGAAGCAGCCAUGCAAGUGUCACUCCCGGACACCUCGCUGCAGCAAUGGCCGCCGCGGCUAGAGGCGGGGCCGGCGCCAGUGCUGUCGGCCGGGCUCGGCCUCGGGCUGCCAUACGACUCCACCGGGGCUCAGGUGUGCCUACCGGAGCUCAUGAUGGGGCAGUCGUCUCUGUUCAGCGGGAAGCCGGCUACACUGGACUUCCUGGGGCUCGGAAUGAGCCCGACGGGCGCGCCGGCAGGCAGAGGUCUCCCCGCGUUCAUCCAGCCCAUCGGCGGCGCCGUCGGCAUGGCCGGGACCGGGGCUGGCGCCGCCGAGACGUUCGGCGCCGGACGUGGCGGCCAGGCGACGCCGUGGGAGAGGAAUCCGAGUAGCUCGCCGAUCCUGUAA
Molecule: messenger RNA, 1599 nt
Organism: Miscanthus lutarioriparius
Lineage: Eukaryota; Viridiplantae; Streptophyta; Magnoliopsida; Poales; Poaceae
Source: the annotation of a GenBank genome assembly